UUCUGAUGUUGCUACACUGUUUAUUGAUUCUCUGGUCUGGCAUGUGAUGGUCCGAUACAUAUGAUAACCUAUUUGUGAGAAACAGACCCGACACUAAUACUGCCACUCAGCGUGCACUUCACCGCACAGAGCUCACCCUUCAUCAUUCUGACUAAGAGGCUUAGGUUUGGUUGUAUUGCCAAUUUGUACAAAAAACAUACAAAUCUCUUCUUUCUGAGAAAAGAUUUUUGAAGGCCUGAGCCUUGCAUUCAAUGCCAAACUAAUGCUGUUUUUGGUUUUUCAUAUGCUUCCUUGAUAGCCCAAGAGAGAGAGAUAAACUAUGCGUCUGUUGUGAUAAUGGAACGUAAUAAGAGAGUCAAGAAGGCAAAACAGAAACAUCAUGUGUCCAACAACGUGGAGGAGACACAGUACCACACAGUGGACGACCUGGAAAAGUUUGACGUGCAGAUCCGGCCAGCCAGACCCCCUCUUUCUGAAACUGAAUACGCAGACAGGGACAUUCGAAGACCUUUGACUGUUAAGAGUCUAUACCCAGAAUCUGCAGACAGCCAUCUCAUUCAUACUAGAUUUGCCAAUAAAGAACAAGCUCAUCGUCCAGGACCUGCUGUCAACCGAUACUUAAAGCCAGGCAGAGGAAGGACUCCAUUGGAUGGGAAAAUACAGGUUGUGAAGACAAAAGACCAGAACAUUGAACUCUCCAAAAGGUCUCCUAGGCCCUUGUCCAGUGACCUCAUGCACCUGCUGUCUGAAAUGGAACUUAACAACCCCUGCAUGAGGAAAACAAACAUAGGAAUUAAAAAUCAAGUAUGUGAAACUUCAUCAGACCUACAGUCUACAGAGAGUGAAACAAGUAACUACACCCAUAGAUAUUCUUUGGACCUUGAAUUUCAACAACACCCUGACAUGAGGUUACAAGAAAGACGCAGAAUUCCAGAGAGUACCUCAGGAAGGCGCCAAAACCAUGAAUGGCCUCCCUUAAAAGGUGACCUUGAACAGCAUGACUUUGUUUCCAAGGAAAAGCCCACUCUGACGGACGAAAAAGACUGGUACAUAGGAGCCUGUGAACGAUCAGAAGCAGAGCAUUCCCUACACCUAGUGAACAGGGAUGGUGCGUUUUUGGUGCGGAAUUGCUCUAAGAACUCUCAGAGCGAGCCCUAUGUCCUGGUUGUGUUCCAUGAAAAGAGAGUUUACAAUGUGAAAAUUCGGUUCAUUGCUAGCACCUGCAAAUAUGCCCUGGGGACUGGCCAACGGUCAAAUGAUAUGUUCGAUUCUGUGGCAGACAUCAUCAAAUUCCACUCCAUAUUUCCUGUUUCCUUGAUCGAUGGGAGAACUGUGUCAACUAACACAUUUCAGAGGAACUGUGUGUUGAUGUACCCAAUUACAAAAGAGGAUUUGAGCCAACUCUUGAAAUGAAAUAUGGCUACAUAACGACUAAGAGAAAAAGGCUUCAGAUUAAUUAUUGUAACAGUUACAUUUGGGGCAGGCAGGUGUGGGGGGGUCAUUGCUUUUAUGAGAAUGUUUCGGAACAAUUAAAACUAGAUUAAUACUGUUUGUUUUAAGAAAAUUAUGUAAUUGCAGAAGGUUUGCAGUG
This is a messenger RNA of Osmerus eperlanus (European smelt), 1591 nucleotides long. Its product is annotated as B-cell linker protein. The transcript is spliced from 18 exons. The record is from RefSeq and is a predicted model, not a curated record. Gene Ontology annotation, biological process: intracellular signal transduction; cell surface receptor protein tyrosine kinase signaling pathway. Lineage: Eukaryota; Metazoa; Chordata; Actinopteri; Osmeriformes; Osmeridae. Bases 337 to 1413 code for a protein of 358 amino acids.